AUGGACACGUCUCCGCCCUCGUCGCCUGUACGAGCCACUGCAUCUGGUCUGGCAACUCCUGUGACUCUGAACAAAGAGUCAAUGACCACCCAGGUCAUUGCCGAGAUCAAAGCAAGGGCGUAUGCAACCAUCUCACUUGCCUGCCAUCUCACUGUCCCGCGCACUAUCCCUCUCGCUUGCUCACUCAUCUCAUACGCCUACCGCCUGCCCAUCAUCCCGCUCGCCACCUCGCUCACCCGCCAUCUUCAGGAGAAGUCGCCAACGCUCUACACGCUCUGGUGGAGCUUCACGCAGCGCAAGUUCAUCGAGAGCACGGGCAAUGUCAUGUCCUUCAAGAACAUAUGCGGCGAGGCCGUGCGGGGUUGCUCUGUCACGGUCGUGGAUGCCCAUCGCACCAGGGAAGUGGGUGUUGUUGAUGGUGGGAAGGAAUCGACUGAGGCUGGAUUCGAAGGCGUGCAGGACGAGGAGGAGGAUGUGAUGGCUGAAUGGUGCGAGAGAUGUGCGAAUGUUUGGACGGACUUCAAGGGCCACAGGCCAUACCCAACGUACAUGCUCCCGUCGCCUGCGCCGACACCAGUACCGUGGACGAUGCCAUACGGCGCCACGUCGACCACCACCCCGGGCUUCGCCGCGCGUCCGGUCGCCACCGAAGCCCACCCCAUGCCUGUCAACACCAGCAUGGCGUAUCCGAGUCCGCCCACGAGCCCCGACACACCCGAGCAGUCUUACUCGACUUCGACGAGCCCGGCAUUGUCUGCAUCACUGUCGACGCCACCAGGUUUUGUCAACGCGAACAUCCGCAUCGCCUCACACAGCACUCACAGGACACCCCACACCAUUGAGCAAGAGUCCGUUGCCACCGUCGUGCUGCUGCCGAUGCAGAAGCAAACGGGCUGGUCGAGGGCUCACCGUCAAUAUCCGAUGCCAUCUCGACUGACCGCACCUCGGCGACGAAGAAGGCUAAGGGCCAGGACUCAAGUAUUCGCCAACAUCUCCGUAUGUCCCACCGUUGCCAUAUGGUGGUGUGCGCACCUUGCCUUAUGCAACGUCACCAUUCUACGACCAAGCCCAUGGACCAACUUCACCUACAUACUUGCCGACGUCACCGGCGCUGAACCUCACAUCACCGGGAUCAUAACGGCUCUGGUAGCUAUCCCACCUCCUGUGCCCCUUCCUGCGCCCCUGGGCCUUCCUGCUCCCCCCCCUGCUCCAGUCAACGCCCUGCCACCAGCCCGCUCAGGGGCACAGUUGAAGGCGGCAAUCAGCCCUAUCCUCAACACCCCGACAGAGGACAAAAUCCUCGCAAUUAACGGUGUCCUGCUGGAGGAGACCGCUGGGGUGGGUCACAGUGUGCUCCAGAGUUGGCGCUAUGUCAAGAAUCUCUUGGCAUGGUGGUUCGCCUGUUGCUGCCCUACCAUCAACGAGGAGCUCACUGGGCUCUCCAUACCGGAUGUCCGGGCGUCCUUGGGCUAUACAAAGGCCCUCAAUAAUGUGAAGGGCCAGUGCGUUAACCACAGACACAUGUUGCUGUGGGUAUUGGUACACUUCAUCCUAACAUUCGAUUUCUACCUUCGAAAUGAUCAUAGGACAUCCAGAAGAGCCAUCAGGGACCAUUUUGUGCUGGCCAAGGUGCUGCAACCUCUCGAGAACAAGAGCAAACCAAAUGCCUACCACUCCAUAGCCCUCGAUGUCUGCGCUCUUCAUCGGCUCAUAGAAAGCGCGAAGACAUUGCAAGUGAUGCAGUCCAGGUCUGCAACAUUCAUUAGAGGUCUGUACAGUCCCAUCUCCCCAAACGAGAGCAGGGCAUGGGGUGAUUCUGUGAGCAAGACAAAGCCAGCAGUGGAUGCAUAA
Fomitopsis serialis is the source of this 1851-nucleotide messenger RNA. RefSeq lists its product as uncharacterized. The coding region runs from base 1 to 1851 and encodes 616 amino acids. Lineage: Eukaryota; Fungi; Basidiomycota; Agaricomycetes; Polyporales; Fomitopsidaceae. The transcript is spliced from 7 exons. The record is from RefSeq and is a predicted model, not a curated record.